Molecule: messenger RNA, 2025 nt
Organism: Aspergillus puulaauensis
Lineage: Eukaryota; Fungi; Ascomycota; Eurotiomycetes; Eurotiales; Aspergillaceae
Exons: 2
Coding region: 1-2025 (674 amino acids)
Source: RefSeq, a predicted model, not a curated record
AUGACGUCUACAGCACCUUCGAAUCAGCAACACCCUCAAGCCACAUCCGGCGAAUUCACCAGUAAUCAACCACCGGCUUCCUCAAAUACGGAUCAGAGCACACACAUCGCGACAAGUGGGUAUGCGCCGAGCGAGAAUCAGCUUGCUGGAUUGGUAGAAGCAGCUACGGCGGCGGCGGAUCAAGAUGUGUCCGAGUGGGCAGCCGCGGCCGCGGUUGCUGCAGCAGCUGGCGCAGCCGGGAACCAGCACCACCUCGAGGGCUAUGCGGCUGAUAUGCAAUUAGAGGAUGAUGGUUUUGGUGAUGGGGGUUACGCGGGGAUGGCUAGCGGGCGACAAUACCGCGGUCCCGGGUCAGCGUCUGGCAAUGAACACAACCAAUCAUCGGGAUUGGUUCGGACGGCAACGAAGAAGCGAAAAAGAAACGAGGAUGCACUUGAUCCGGCUUUAGCUGCUGCAAGUGCCGGACUUGGCUCGAACCAGGGUCAACCGCAACAUCAACAUCAGCCUCAACAUGUCAGUCAUCAUGCGAAUCCUUACGGUGGCGACGACCUGGAGAUUCGCAAUACUCCACCACAAUCGCUUGCGGAUGCGCGGGCUGUUGGCUUGCACUCUGCAGCGGCGCUGUUUCGGCAAACUUCAACCAACAAGAAGUAUACGCGGCCGCCGAUGUCAAAAAUGUUCACGUCGCUUGAGCUAUCGCCGGAGAAUUUCUUGCAUUUACAGGCAGCAGCCAAAGGAUACAUGUUGGAUGAUAGACACCCAGAGCGCCGUGAUUGCGUGGGUCAACGUGGGAAAGGAGAUACGGAGAUGGUCAAACUACGAUUAUGGAACUGUGUGCGCCACUUCCUCGAGGUUGAGGGCAAUGGUCCGCGAUUUUUCGGUGAGCACGUGGUUAACGAGGGCAUGCCACCCCGAACAUACGUCUGGCCUAGAGACCAGCAGAAGAUAAUCGCGCUCGUUAUCCCGUUAUUGAGGCGCAUGGUCACGAAUGAACGCCAACGACAAUAUGCUGUCGAAACCAGAAAGGGCGGCCCCGACACACGAAGAAGGCGUAAGACAGAAGACAGCAUCCAAGAUUUUCACAGCGCUAGCCCGCCUAGAUUCCCGUCCGACGAUCACCUUCAGAUGCAGGCGCAUCACCAGCUUCCGGAGGGAUAUAGCUCAGUUCAGCACCCUCCACCGGCGCCGCCUCCUCACGCGGAGUCAACUGUGCAGCCCACAGACUUGGGUCUUACUGACCUUUUCCUCGACGGUUAUGCCAACGAUUGGAAUUCAAUUUCCAAGUCGUAUGAUACAUAUAACCAAGACUACGAACUUGACAAUUUAUGGUCCCUUUCUGGAUUGCAACUAGGGGAUUGGCGGGGUCUUGUGGCGGCAGUUGAUAGUCAUUAUCAAAUCGUUCACAGUGGAGACUGCAACUGUACCCCAGACUGUGAAGACGACAAUGUAGGACGCAUUCUCAAUUCAGACAGCACCUCAGAUUUACGGUGGCGCAUCGGUGGAGCUGCGGAACGUCCUGCCAGGAACGAAUUUGCAAGCAGCAUUACGCGCGAUGUAUCGCGUGUUAUUCGAGAUAACAUAGCUGCGAAGCAAGGCGUCCAAAACCAUACGCCACUGCCUCAAACUCAACCUAUGCCACCCCUGACCUUCUCAAGUUCAACCGACACUCCUAGCACAAACCCCCCUACUACAUCACCUCUCCAUCUACGAAUAAACAUACUACAGAGCGGAAAGCGUAUUCUUCCCUCUUUCGAUCUACCCGCCAGCCAGUGUCCUGGUAUUGCAAAUGCGAAACAACUUCUGUCCCAUAAAUUUGCUGGUGAACUCCCCGGUAUUCCAUCGGAUCCUGACGCGGACCCCAAUGCCUGGAAUGCAUCCAUCGGAUGGAAAUUUAGAGUUUGGCUGCCAGAAGGACUCACCACUGUGGAGAAUGACGGUGACUGGACUCUAGCUCUACUGGCGGCGGAGAAGGUUGACUGGAUGGAUGGCGAGUUGAAGGUUCUCGUUGACAUCGAGAAUUCAUAG